AACCGCACAGAACUGGGCAGAACCGCACAGAACCACGCAGCACCGCACAGAACUGCACCCGCUGCCCCACCUGUACCAGCCAGAGCUGCUGCCCCACCCGUUCCCGUCACCACACCAGUACCCAGCCGCCAUCCACCUCACUGAACCACCUGGUACCACCCUCACACGUUCUAGACUCCACCCGAGCGUGCCCGUUCAUUGCCCUCGCACCAGAGCCUCCUCCCAUGGCCACUUCUCGUAUUCUCGCGUUUGAUCCUGAGGGUAGGCCGGUAGACUUCCCAGGAUGGCUCCGCAAACUCAAGCUUUUCCUAGGGAGUAGGAUAGAGAACGACGUCCGCCUUCUGGACCAUGCCACGGGCAAACUCGUAGCCCCGAAAGAACCCGACCCCUUAGGUUCCUCCCCGACGGACGAAGAGGAAGCUCGCUUUGAGAAGCUGCAGCUGGCGGCCAGUCAGUGGGCGGCGCGGGACGACGCCACAGUGCUCGCCAUCACCGAUCUCCUGCCCCUGACAGAGCAGCAGCACUUCGAGCAGGAG
Messenger RNA from Closterium sp. NIES-65, 536 nucleotides. Lineage: Eukaryota; Viridiplantae; Streptophyta; Zygnematophyceae; Desmidiales; Closteriaceae. The record is from the annotation of a GenBank genome assembly.